Messenger RNA from Periophthalmus magnuspinnatus, 1096 nucleotides. It is a transcript of the gene cfap77, whose product is annotated as cilia and flagella associated protein 77. The transcript has 7 exons. Bases 63 to 770 code for a protein of 235 amino acids. NCBI's taxonomy places the organism in Eukaryota, Metazoa, Chordata, Actinopteri, Gobiiformes, Gobiidae. The record is from RefSeq and is a predicted model, not a curated record.
GGAGCGAAAACAGCCGAGGAAAGUCUUCUGUUUUGGAGAAAAGUUCCCAUCAACCCAUUGUCAUGGCGUCAUCUCCGCGGGUGGGCGUGUUUCGAGACUCCAUGCUGAUCCGUCCUAACAUCAUCAAGGCUCCUUUGGGAAAGCCCAUAUACCGAGGCUUCUCCAUCCCAGGACCAGCCUUCACCUUUGGAGUGAGCAACAGCGAGGACCAGGAACGAGUGGCCCAUGUACACUCUGCUUCUUCGCUGCCCCCGGUGGAUUUUGUCGCUCUAAACCGAAACGCAAUCAAGUCUGGUCUCAUCACGGCCAAAGAACUGAGGCAAUACCGAGCCCUGAGACCGCCCCGGGUCCAACCUAACACAGGACAGCAGGACAGGAGGCAGCCAAUCACAGGGCAGGGGAAACAGGGCUUGGUGCCAGACAUCACUUAUGGGAUCAUAAGCAGACAGGACACCCCACUGAACCUGCUCCUGGCUCAUGAGUACGGCCAGCGCUGGAUCAUAGAACAACUCGAGAGGAAGAAGACCGAGAACCGCAGACAGAGCACCACAUUGGUCAUUGCUGAUACCAGGAGCAGUCUGCUGCGGAAGACCCAGAUCCUCCCUCAGAACCAGACCCAGACCUUACCCAAGACCAGCCGAUACAGCCAGGUUGGUCCAGCCCUGGAGACUUUCAGACACCCCAAGUCUAGGACCCAAGCUAUGAAGGCCCAGGAGAGAGAGGCCCCCUCCAGGAGAGCAUGGGGUCAGGGGGUCUACAACCUGGACUGAAUCUGGACUAAAUAGGGAUCAAGAAUAAAGUGCUGUGCAGAGAACUGUGUGUGGACCAAAUGUUUAGCUCUAAAUUACUAGUGAAGGUGCAUGGAGUUUGAAAACACUUUCUGUAUUACCAAUUGACAUCACAAGGUGGAACAGUGCUUUUUUCUGUCUGAGAAAAGAACUCUAUGCAGUCUAAAUAUACAGGAUGUGUGAGUUAAACAUGUGUGAAUUAAGCUAAAUUAUAACAUAGCUUAGAAAAUACUGCAAUAUGGGCCCUUUAACCAUCAUCCAGUCCAAAAACAUCUGAAUUUGGGAUCCACAGCAGCAAAUUUUAACAU